ACAGCAGCUUUCAUGGAAGUGAGAAUUCAGUCUGUGGUUGUGGAGUUCAUCCUCAAUCAUGUAGAUGUGCUCUUCAGUGGCAAAAUCAGUGCAGUCAUGCAGAAAGGGGCAGCAUCUUUAUCUAGGCCCAAGUCUCUGCUGGUAUCUUCUCCAUCCACCAAGCUUCUGACUUUGGAGGAAGGCCAGGCAAGAACACAAGCUCAGGUCAAUUCUCCAAUUGUGACUGAAAAUAAAUAUAUUGAAAUAGGAGAAGGACCUGCUGCACUUCAGGGGAAAUUUCAUACCAUAAUUGAGUUCCCACUGGAAAGAAAGAGGCCUCAAAAUAAUAAAAAAUCCCUUGUGGGCAGCUGGCAUUCCUUUUUCACCUUGGGGAAGUCAUCAUCUGUCUCUAAGCAGAAGUUGCAGUGCAAUGAGAGUGAGUCUUCAGAGAUGAAGGCCAUGGCUUUGAAAGGUGGCAGGGCAGAAGGAACCCUACGCUCAGCUAAAAGUGAGGCGUCUCUUACUUCUCUCCAUGCAAUUGAUGGUGAUUCCAAGCUCUUCCAGCCUAGAAGACCGCGGUCUAGCAGUGAUGCCCUGUCUGCCUCUUUUAAUGGAGAAAUGCUGGGGAACCGCUGUAAUUCCUAUGAAAAUUUGCCCCAUGACAAUGAGAGUGAGGAGGAAGUAGGACUUCUUCACAUUCCAUCUCUAAUGUCUCCUCCUUCUGCUGAGGACAUUGAUUUGAGCACACCAGACAUUGGAGUGGCCAGCCUGGAUUCUGAUCCAAUGUCCUUUCAAUGUAGUCCUCCUAAGGCUGAGUCAGAAUGUCUGGAGAGUGGUGCUUCCUUUCUAGAUUCAUUAGGAUACUCAAAGGAUAAAUCAUGUGCCAAUAUGAAGGAUAUAGAAACAGGUGGUAGUCAGUCUCAGACUCCAGGAAGCACUGCAAGCUCGGAACCAGUUUCUCCAGUUCAGGAGAAACUGAGUCCAUUCUUUAUCCUGGACUUGAGCCCACCUGAAGAGAAAUCAUCUAAGCCAUCUUCAUUUACUGAAAAGGUCAUCUAUGCUCUCUCUCCAAAGAUUGGAUGGAAGUUAACUAAAUCACCUUCCAUGAACGUGUCAGGGCCAACUUCAGUGACCCUUCCACCUUGGGUGUCAGAAGUGAUUGGUACCAUCUCAAAUACUGCAGCUCAGAAUGCAUCGUCUCCAACUUGGGGCAAAAGCAUGGAAGACAGUGAUGUCACAAAUAGAUCCCUCACCCAGAUAGUAAAGAUGAAAGCAAAUGAGAGAGAGGCCCAAGAAGGAUGUGAACCUGAAAUCCAGCCCCUGGACCAGGUGGCUGCUGAAGAAGGACUGCCAGGGAAAGAGGAUCUGUCUGUCCCAAGCAGUCAGAGUAAGGCUGUAGCUUCUGGACAGACUCAGACAGGAGCAGUUACCCAUGACCCCCCUCAGGAUCCCAUUCCUGUCAGUUCAGUCUCUCUUAUCCCACCACCUCCACCUCUGAAAAAUGUUGCUCGAAUGUUGACACUAGCGUUAGCUGAGUCUGCACAGGAAGCCUCAACCCAGACAUUGAAGAAACCAGGGACUUCCCAGGCUGGGUGUACAAAUUAUGGAGACAUAGUGGCCACCGCUGAAGAUAAACUGCCCAGUCCCUACUCUAGUGUUGCAAUAGAUAAGGCCUAUUUCCAAAUGGAUUGACCAGCAGAGCAGUUCCACCUCCAGAAUAGCACACCUGGGAACAGUGACCAGCCUCUCGCAGAGACAGCAGCUAUUGGGGAUUCCGCCCCCCAUUCCCACACAGAAUCUGGGGAGCACCUCCGUCAAGUAGAUUUACCAGGGAAUCAGUCACUUCCAAACUGUUUAUUUGGGGACCCAGAAAAGGCUAGAAUUGUUUCAGCUCCCUUAACUGACUCAGAGAAGUCUGAUGAUCAUGGAAGUUUCCCUGAACACCAGGCUGGGAAGCCCAGUGUGUUGAGCAUUUCCUUUGCAGAGCAGGACCAGUCUGUGCUCCACUUCUACAAUGAGCAUCAGCUUCUCUCCUACCUUGGUACAAGUGUGGAUAAGCCCCAUCACCCUUCAGAACUCCCAGGCGAAUCUCCCAUGCCUGCAAGUUUGCCCAGGGACCAAGUCUACCUGCCUUCUGGGUCCCCUGAAGAGAAUGCCAGCACAGCUACCAUGGCUUACAUGAUAGCGACUGCGGCAGCCGAAACAAGAGCCAAGGACACCAGCUGGGUGACGGCUGAACAGUCUGCUGCUGCUGACUUUGCUGCUGCCACCCUCCAGCGCCCCCACAGAAACUGUCCCCUCCCUGCAGCUCCUUCCCAGAGGCCAGGAGAGCAGCCACCAGUCACGGGGCAGGUACAAGCACCAACCAGUAUAGGAGUAUAUAAUUCCCACAAGGUUCAAGGAUCAGUUCCAGCUCCAGAGAGGCCACCUGAGCCUCGAGCCAUGGAUGACCCUGUCCUCAUCUUUGUCAGUGAUGGCAGUGCAGCUGCCCAGUGUCCCAUGGCUGCUGCUGCUGCUCUCCAGCCAGGCCUACCUGAGAAGGUUCAAGAAGGCACCAGGGCCCCGCUCCUCCACCUGCAUGCUGAGUCUUUCCCUGGGCACUCCUGUGGCUUCAGAGCACCAGUGCCCCUUGCCAGGGCCAUGGAGAGUAAGAUGGCUGCUGCCUUACACUCCAGCAGUGCAGAUGCCACCAGCAGUUCCAACUACCACUCCUAUGUUGCUGCUUCAUCAGCCUCAGUGGACAAUGUGUUGCCUUUACCACUUUCUAUCCCUCAACCCAAGCAUGCUUCUCAGAAAAUAGCUUACUCCUCUUUUGCCAGGUCCGCGGUUGCCACUGAGCCCUUUGGCCCAGAAAAUUGUUUGCAUUUCAGUAUGACUCCAAACUGCCAAUUCCGUCCCCAGAGCGUACCUCCACAUCCUAAUAAGCUGGAGCAACACCAAGUGUAUGGAGCCUGAUCAGAGCCACCAGCCUCCAUGGGUCCCCGUUAUAACACCAAUGUGGCUCCAGGAAGAAAUGCAUCUGGACAUCACUCCAAGCCAUGCAGCCGGAUUGAGUAUGUUUCUUCUCUGACCUCCCCUGUUCAGAGUGCUUGUUACCUCAAGGAUGUUCCACCAUACCCUACCAUCCGGAGGGUGCAGUCCCUUCAUGCACCCCCGUCAUCCACGAUCCGCUCUGUCCCCAGUUCUCAGACAGAAGUUCCCCCCGAUGAUGAAGCAACCUACUGCCCAAGACCCCUGUACCAGUAUAAGCCACAUCAGUCCUCCCAGGCCUGCUCAGAUUACCAUGUAACUCAGCUUCAGCCUUACUUUGAGAAUGGAUGGGUACAAUACCACUACAGCCCAUAUUCCAGUUCCUCCAGUUCCUGUUACAGUCCUAAUGGAGCCCUGUGUGAUGUGGAUGCCUAUAGCACAGUGCAGUUGAGGCCCCUUCACCACCUGCCAAGUCGAGAUUUUGCUCUCUACAAUCCUAGGCUGCAAGGCAAGAACUUGUACAGUUACCCUGGUUUGCGUUUCUCUGGUAAUGACCAUAAUGUAGUCAACAUGCCUCCACCUGCUGAUAUAAAGCACACUGGCACCUCUUGGGACUUCGAGGAUAUGGAGAAAUAUCACAUGCAGUCCAUUCGGAGAGAGAGCCGUGCACGGCAGAAGGUGAAGUCUUGUAUGUCUCAGUAUGAUAACAUGACCCCAGCCAUGCAGGAUGACUUGGGAGGGAUCUAUGUCAUCCAUCUGUGCAGCAAAUCCAAUCCUGGGAAAACCGGACUUCUCUCAGUGGCAAAGGGAAAGGAGGGGCGACACUCAAUCAAGGCUGUCAGUCCUGGGGGAGGUGACUGCUUCUAUAGGAAGCACACAGAGCAGGAAUUUGAUAGAGUCCUCCACCAUGGAGGCGAUGGCAGUGCACAGGCAGAGAAGCCAUCCCUCCCUCAGAAGCAGAGCACCCUUAGGAACAGGAAGCUCCGUGACAUGGGUUGUAGUCUCCCAGAGCACAGGGCACAUCAGAAAGCAAUCCAUAGGCAGUUGUGUGAAUCAAAAACUGGGGCACCUUAUCCCCGAGCAGCUGGCUAGUUAGAUUAUGGGCCCAAAGGGAUGCUAGACACUCCUGAGCCAGGAAGCUACCAUAACUCUGGAGGAAAAUAUGCCCCAUCAGGGCAGGAGUCUUUAAGACUGAAUCACAGAGAGGUAAGGCUCUCCAAAGAGCUGGAGCACCCUCGAGCCAGACAGCCACCUGCCCCUGACAAACACUCCAGAAACUGCUACAAGGAGGAGGAGCACUUCACCCAGUCAGCAGUCCCACCCCCUAAGCCAGAGAGGAGUCAAAGCCUAAAGCUGCACCAUACCCAGAACCUGGACAGGGAUCCCAGCAUGCUAUACCAGUACCAAACGCAUGGCAAGCGCCACAGCAAUAUGACUGUUGUGUCCCAGUAUGAUAACCUGGAGGAUUACCACUCCCUGCCCCAGCACCAGCGAGGCGGCUUCAGAGGGGCAGGCAUGGGGACAUAUACGCCCUCUGGCUUUGCCCACCCACAGAGCAGGACAUACGCCACAGCACUGGGUCAGGGGGCCUUUCUGCCCACAGAGUUGUCUUUGCAGCACCCUGACACACAGAUCCAUGCAGAAUGAGCCCCGGGAGCAACAGAGUUGAAGCAGCCUCUGCUGGACAGUGGACUGUUCUAUUUUUUUCAGUAAC
Messenger RNA from Heterocephalus glaber (naked mole-rat), 4663 nucleotides. NCBI's taxonomy places the organism in Eukaryota, Metazoa, Chordata, Mammalia, Rodentia, Bathyergidae. The record is from RefSeq and is a predicted model, not a curated record.